AUGGCUACAAGCAAUACCAUGAACUUUGGUCCAGAGUGGAUGAGACGUUUUCCAAAAACUCAAACGAGCGAUAAUAAUCGUUCAACUUCCCCAACAUUGUCAUCCAAUGUGCCAACCAAUUCGUCUUCCAUUUUGGGAAGUACAAACAAUAACACAAAUACUUCCGUAAAUACUGGCACAAAUACACAUUCUUGGUCCUUUGUAGCUGCUGCAAAUAGUAGUAAUACUACAACUAAUCGUUCGCUUCACCAUGAAGCCUCCGAAAAGUCUGACGUACCAGGUGCCGGUGACUCUGAAUUAAAUCCCUUCAAAUAUUCCAAGGAAAAAAUGCUUAAAUUAUAUAAACCUGUAGGAUUACCUCUAGAAUUUGAAAGACAUGAAUAUGUUACAAGUGAAGAGCCAUUACAACCAAUGGCCUUAAUAAAUUUAUCAGAACACGAACAUAAGCUCUUAACAGGUACAUCCGUUAAUAGUGACCUUACCCGACGUAUGGUAUCCAAUGCUACGGGAGGAGGUACGGUCACAGUAAAUGAACGCGUAUCAGAAAGAGAGAGAGUACCAUUUUCUCCACGAGGAGAAAAGCAUGUUGGAACCGGACUUACUUCCCCUAGAACGGAAAGGUUUACCGGAAUUACUGGAGUGCUGAGUGGUCGAACGAGUCCACGUAGCAGCCGUCCACCUAGAAUAUCUGGUUCUGCAAAUUCCUUAUCUGCGGAUGACCCCGUGUGGAACGGUGUCACUCGUCAUGCAGUAGGAACUUUUGAUAGUAACGGGGUUUUCCGAAUCCCAGGAAGUAAUAAUACUGACGACGAAUCUAUAGAUAAAUCUAAAAAAGAUGAUUUUGAACAUAAUAAUAAAACUGAACAAGAGUUCGAAAAGAAAAAUCCGGCAGAUCACUCGGACGAAGAAACAUAUUAUAAUCUACAAGAAAAGUUGGUAAAUCAAAAAAUAGAAUAUCAAAACGAAAAUAUAAAUGAAAUUGAUAUAAACUCGAAAAGCACUUAUAUGGAAGGAUCACAUUCUUCAUUAAGAGAAGAGCAAAACACGAUAGAACAAGAUGGUCAACAAGAAAAAGAACGAGAACAAGACUGUGAUGAUGAACCUGAUAAAGUAAAGAAUUUGGAUCAACAAUUAUUAGAGCAACAUGAAUUAUUACAACAAUUAGAAUUACAUGAAAAAGAGAUGGAAGAGGAAGAUGAUGAUGUGUUAAAAGAAGCAUUUUCUUAUACGAAUGUGGUAGGAAACACUCCGCCUAUGUCUCCUACAAAGUCAACCAAAUAUUCCAGUACACAUUCUAUAAUCGGCACAAGCAAUGCUUUUGGUGACACAAGUUCUGGUGCCUCGAGUUUAUUUUCUGGAAGUGUAAUAACUUCUGAUACGAGAAAACAGGCACCUGAACAACAGAAAUGGCUAUAUCGAGAUCCAAGUGGUCCAUUUAGUAGUCAGGAAAUGAAUGAUUGGUAUAAAGGGGGAUUUUUUGUUCUUAGUCUUUUAGUUAAAAGGGUUGAGGAUCCAACGUUUGAACCUUUAGGUGCUUUGAUAAGAAAAACUGGUGAUGAUGAAAGACCAUUUUCUGCUUCUAUAACAAGACCUUCUUUAACAAUAGCAAUGCCAAAUAAUUCUUCACGUGUUAUAAAUGACCCCUUUCCUCGUACUUGGGCUACUCCUAAUUCUCCAAGUACAGCACAAUUAUUUUUGGAUCAUCAACAAAGAUUUAAUCCGUUUGGAGGUACUGCUUCUGUGCCAACUACACCUUUUGAUAGAUAUCAAUUUGGGGGAGUUUUUGGCCGAAAUGAUGUCACAAGCGGAUGGAACGAUCUGGGUACAGCAAAUAAUACAUGGGGACAAACUGAAGGUUAUUCAUCAAAUGCCGGAAAUUUGUCUCCUCGAUUACAAGCACCAAAUUCACCUCCUCCAUUAUUUAAUAACACAGCAUCUUUCAAUGUUUCGCCACCUCCUACUUAUUUGGAACAGCAACGUGCUUUAACAUCACAAAUUGAGCGUCAACAAUUUUUGAUGUUACAACAAAGACAACAGCUUUCUCAAAGUGCCUAUCCAGAUGGUUUUAUUCGCCAACAGCAUCAAAGUCAUCAAAAUUUUGUUGGAAUAUCCGGCCCAGUUUCGGCGCCUAUAACCAAUGCUCCAAAUUCACCAUUCAUUGACUCAUUAACUCGAUCUACCGGGGUUUCACAAUCCGAUGAUUUAGGAUAUUUUAAUCUUAGGAAGGAAAUCAAUCUAGGAAUGCAACAAUCUGCGAUUAUUGAACCGUUGCAAAAUCAAAAUCGUACCAAUGAACGACAGUAUGAUAUUACGGGGGGACAGAUUAGUGAGCCGUCUUUUGAUAAUAAAAUUCUAAGUGGAGUUACAGAGUCUAUUACUAAACCUAUUCUUGGAGAUGACGAAGUCUUUUCCAAGAAAAUCGAAGAAAAUUUAAUUAAUCAAGAAAAAGUAGAGUCCAAGUUAAAAUCUGAAGAAUCAGCUCCUCAAUUAACGCAAAAUGAAGGAACAUUGCGCUCAAAACCUUCUUUACGUGAAAUUCAGGCGGAAGAAGAGCUUUCCAAUUCAGCUUGGGGAAAUAACACAUUCACUAUUCCUGCUCCUUGGGGAAAAGAUGAGGAUCAUUCGUCUCAGAAAACAUUGUCAAUUCGAGAAAUUCAAGAAUUGGAAACAAAACAAUCAACGGAGAGGCAUAUUCCGGAAAGGCACAUAUCAGAAAGAAAAUUUUCUACAUCCUCAACGAUUAAUGCUACUCCAGCACCAUGGGCUAAGGAUGAAGAUCAUACAGUUUUAAAGGCUCCAUCAAUUCGAGAAAUUCAAGAAAUGGAAGCUAAGCAAGCGGCAGAAAGACAGGCAUCAGAAAAAAAAGUCACAACAACAAAUGCUACCACCACCGUUACUAAAGAAGACACGGUACCUUCGUCCAUAUCAUGGGGUAUUGUUGUUCCUACUUCAUCCAAUGAAUCAAAUUCAUCAUCACUUUCGACAUCCCCUGUUGUUACGGCACCAGCAUGGCAAUCAAAUAACCCACCUCCCAAAAAGACACUACGAGAGAUUCAAAAAGAAGAAGAGGAGGCAACAAAGAGACGUAAUAAGUUUCGUGAGAUUCAACAAGCAGCUAUAAAUAAUGCAAAUGUACCUAAUGUUACGACUACUCAGAGUAAUAUGGGAAAACGUUAUGCUGAUACUGUUUUAGUCGGAAAUGUAAAUGUUGGGCCAAAGAAUCUACAGAAACCUCCAACCAACACUAUGAAUAAUGCCUGGACUACUGUCGCCAGUAAAUCUUCACGUGCGGUUACAACUAAUAUCUCUACAACCAAUGUUGGUACUGUUGGAAGUGGAGUAAUAAAACCAGGUGGUGUAUCUAAAGAUUCACCAAACGUUUGGGAUAAUGAUCAUAAAAGUAUUAACGGUUUACAAAACUCUUCUAGGAGUCAAAAUCAGUCGAACAAAGUCAGUGAAGCUCAAAAAAGUAGUGCACGUGGAGUAAAUACGGGAAUUUCAAAACCUGUGACUACCAAUAGCACCGUUAAGUCUAAUAAUAAUUCAGCCAGUGGAAAUUCGUCUGAAUAUUCCGCUCCAAAACCUCCUUCGGAAGAAUUUUUAAAAUGGUGCCGUCACGCUUUACGUGGAUUAAAUAAUGUUAAUGUUGAUGAAUUUUUACAAAUGUUAUUAUCAUUUCCACUUGAUCCACCACCAGCUACUAUUGAGAUUAUACAAGAUUCUAUUUAUGCCAAUUCACCUACUCUUGAUGGUCGUAGGUUCGCAGAUGAAUUUAUCAAAAGACGUAAAGCAGAUGCUAAUGGUUUACCAAUGAGUUUUAGUCAUGCAGACAAUAAGUUGAACAAAGAUUUAACCACUGGAAAUAAUUCAAAAGAAGAUUACACAGGAAAUGGUGCAGGUGCUUUUAAAGUUGUAACAGCAAAAAAGAACAAAAAGAAGCAAAUUAAUUAA
Messenger RNA from Diversispora eburnea, 3951 nucleotides. NCBI's taxonomy places the organism in Eukaryota, Fungi, Glomeromycota, Glomeromycetes, Diversisporales, Diversisporaceae. The record is from the annotation of a GenBank genome assembly.